Lepisosteus oculatus (spotted gar) is the source of this 1571-nucleotide messenger RNA. The record is from RefSeq and is a predicted model, not a curated record. NCBI's taxonomy places the organism in Eukaryota, Metazoa, Chordata, Actinopteri, Semionotiformes, Lepisosteidae.
AUGACACCUACCAAAACCCUUCUGUCAGAUUUUCAGACUUCUCAGAAGACAUCCAGAGUUCCUUUGAUUGUUAAAUUGAAAGCUAAACUUCUUCCUUUCAGUGUCCUGGAUGAUGAAAACACCAGCCUCCGACAGCAGAAGCUCGAGAAGCAGGUCGUGGAGCAGCCAGAGCUUGUUUCAGAAAGCAGCGGGUCCAAGCGGGCCCUCCUGGAGCAGAAGCAAAGGAGGAAACGGCAGGAGCCUCUGAUGGUGCAGCCCAAUCCAGAAGCCAAACCCAGGCGGUCCAAACCCCGCAGGAGCGAGGAACAGGCCCCACUUGUAGAGUCCCGCCUCAGCAUCACCAGCGAUGUCAUCCUGGAUGUUUUAGCACACAGAGACAUCAGGCAGAGAAGUAUUCUGAGAACAGGCUCUGCGCAGGAGAAAGAAGACCUGACAGCUCAGACUGGCUAUAGGGUAAAGUCAGGGAGCAAGAACAAUCUGAAACAACAUAACUUAGACCCGCUCAAAGAGGAACCCAGAGGGCUGAGAGACAAAGUGCAGGAGUUGAAUGAGAAGCCGAAGUUUAAAGUCAUAGAGGAAACACCCAGGCCAGAGCUAUGGAUAAAACCCAGAAAAGCAUUUCAGGGAAGAGGCAAAAUCAGGAAACAGAGAGGAAAGUUAGCUACCAUAAACCAAGGUAUUGAUGGACCAGCUGCAUUUAUGAACUCUGAGGUUCCUGACCUAAGCACUAAGGUUCAAAUCUUAUCAGUGAGCCAGUCCCCCCCGACAGAGGAGGUGGACAGAGAUGGAGACACAGAGACUCUGCUGGAGCCCUCAGCCAAAAGUGACAUCCAGGACAUCCUGCAGAAACGAGGUGAGCAGCCCACACUGUCUCUCCCUUCAUUGACAGCGGGAACUUAGGGUGAGUGCAGUGAUUCCAAGACAGGAACUAGAAUCCAAAUGCAGGCUAGCACACAGAAAAAUGAGGUAAAAGGUGGAUAUAAAUAAACACUAAGCAAGAAGAGGGAUAACACAGGGCAGGAUCCGAAGGAGUGUCCAAAAAGUCAGACAGGUGAGGUACAUAGCCAGGUUUCAUGAUGUGAACAAGCCAGGGAAGAUCCAGGAACUCGGUUGGAAGACGGGGCAAGCAAGACAAGGCACAAGUAAAGCAAGGUGAAAGCAAAGAGAAGCAGAAUGCAGCAAAGCAAGUGAGGACUCUCAGAGGAAAACCCCAAAACAGAGCACUGAGAAGGGGUUCAGGCAGGACUUAAAAACCACAGUAGUUAACUAGCCCGUUACUUAGUGGCAAGGUGUAAUGAUAAAUGCCCAUAUUAUGUUUUGUCAGCCCCAGUGGAUAUAUCAGUCCAUGUGGAUAUAUGGCCUAUAUGGCCCUUUCACUCUGCCUUUUUUUUUUAUCAUGAUGGCCUCAAAUAUCACAGUUUUUCCUAAUUUUUACUAAUAUAAUAGAAUUUCAAGAUAUAUAUAUAAUAUUCUAUAUUAUAGAAUAUUAUAGUUAAAAGAUAUGUAGUAGGCUUUUGUAAAACAACCAUAAGUAUGAAAGACUUGCCAAAAACGUUUUUAGAGUACAAAAA